This is a messenger RNA of Lates calcarifer (barramundi perch), 3714 nucleotides long. RefSeq names its product GTPase IMAP family member 7-like. Gene Ontology annotation, molecular function: GTP binding. Lineage: Eukaryota; Metazoa; Chordata; Actinopteri; Centropomidae. The record is from RefSeq and is a predicted model, not a curated record.
AUACAGGAGGCUGCUCUUCAAACCAGAUAGCCUACUACAGAUGUUUUGCUCAAUUCAACUUUAAGAAAAAGAAUGAUGGAUGAUGUUUACCAAUAUCCUGUUUUCUUUGAGUGUCACAGUCUGUCCUGGGAGCAGAAGAAGGGGAUAGAAAAAUAUCUUGGUGUUCGCCGCAGAUCAGGUGGAGGCGACUGUGGGCCGCUGAGGAGAGUGAAUGAAAACGUAUACAGCGUGACUUUCAGAUAUCAAGAAGAUCAGCAAAGAGUCCUGCAGAGACCUGAGCAUGUUGUGGAGUUUCCAGGUGGUCGUCUGGUGUUCACUCUCCGAGACAGUCUGGAACCUCACACCUCCUCUCCCACCACCACGUCCACUCCAAACCAGGAUUUACCAGGGCCAGCACAGAGCCUACAGUCCAUUCCUGCCUCAACUGCGCUACCAUGUGGUGAAGAAUAUGAACUACGACCUGACACCUAUCUCCUUUGUUACCUGAAGGAAUGUCCCCAGGCCCAGUGGGAACUAAGGAAGGAACUUGCCUCUGUGGCCUGCUCUGCUCAGCUUUACCCAGAGGAGGGAAGGGUUUUAGUCAGGAGUUUAGCUCAACCUGGUGCUGCAGGUGAAGGUAGAAACUGGAAAGCUGAGGUAGACAAACUCUUUAAUGGCUACCUGUGCCACUAUGAGGUGGAUCCCUCACAAAGUCAAAGCUUUGCUUCAGUCCUGCAGCUCUGGUCAGACCACAGAUAAAGUGAAGGUGUACAGUGAGGGGGGGCUGGCUGUUGUGGUUGGAAAUGUUCACAGGUGAAAGCCAGGUUGAGGGAUGUAGAGGACCUGACUGUUAAACAUCGAAGGUCCCGUUUAACUGAGAAGCAAACCAGAAUUUGUCGACUGGGUGAGGCCAAACUCUGUCUCCUCUGGAAAGAGAUUGAACAUGGUUUGGGACAAUUUUUUCCAGGAGUUAAAGUCACACAGGGAGAGGCAGGUCAGGUAGUUCUGAUAGGAUCUGUUGAGGACAUUCUUGAAGCUGGAGAGUGGAUUUCUAAUAAGGAGCAUUUGGUGUUAGAAAGGACAGUUUCUAACAUGAGCCCUCAUCUCUCAGUCUUCCUAAAGAAGACUUAUGGAGGUCCAGGGGUGCUAGGUGACUUUUUAGGGGUUGGUGACAGGGUGCAAGUAGAUUUACGAGACAUAAAACUUCAUUUAUUCUCCCUCUCUGUUGAUAACCUCGAUAAUGCAGAAAAAGCACUGUGGGGUGAGUUUAAGGAAGUUAAGAUUGAGGCUCCUAACUGUUCUUCUUUAUCAUCCGAACUAAAGUCUAAGACAAAUGAGAUGAACCAAGGGCAAUGUAGAGUACAGGUCCUGUUUGGCUCAGACAGCACGGUUCGCUUACUGGGCCACACCAAAGAGGUUGAGGAGCUGAGUGAAGCUGUUACUCAGUUUAUUUUGCAAAGAGCAGUCCAUCUCCCUGUCCCAGAGUUUGCACAAGAGUUACCAGAAUUUCUGCUGUUGCAUGGUUUUGACUACUCAGGGGAUACCUUCCAUCCUUUAACCUCCUCAUCUAGGCCCAUGGUGGUGCUGGAUGGGCCAUUCAGCAAGGUGACUGAGGUCAGGAACAGACUGGGACCAUUUCUAGACUCCCUUCUUCAAGAUACAGUGCCCACUGACCAGUUGGCAUCUUUGAGUUUGACUGAAGGGAACACAGUAGUUGCCAGCUACAGUCUAUGUGAUGGGCUACAGGUGUUGGUGUGUCAGGGUGACAUCACCAAACAGAAAGCAGAUGCCCUGGUUAACGCUGCCAAUGAAGAUCUGGACCACUGUGGUGGUGUUGCUGCUGCACUGAGUAAAGCAGGCGGUCCUGACAUACAAAGUGAAAGCAAUACCUUGGUGAAAUAUAUUGGGAAAAUUCAUACAGGUGAUGUGGUAGUGACAACAGGGGGGAACCUAAAGUGCAAGAAACUGCUGCAUGCUGUUGGACCUGUAGCUGGAAAAGCAGGUGGCAAAGAAAGGUCCUUGCUAGAAAAAGCUGUAAAUUCUGCUCUAAAUUUGUCAGAAAUCAUGGAGUUUAAGUCUAUAGCCUUACCCUGUAUCAGCUCAGGUGUGUUUGGUGUUCCUGUCACUGUGUGCUCUGAGGCUAUUGUAACUGCUGUAAAGGAGUUUGGUAGUCAGGAAGGAGCGAAGUCUGAGCAGAAUCAUCCUGAUUGAUAACAGAGGAGAGGUGGUGAGGGCCAUGCAGGAAGCUUGUGACAGGCUUCUCAGAGGUACUGGAAACAGUACAGCAAGUGGAAUCCCAACAGGUGAUUUGGGGCUCCUGAAUGAUGCUGCUGACCAAGACACAGCAAAAGAAGUCACUGCUGGAGCUUCUGGAGAUGAUGUCUAUGUUGAGGUUGCUCAGGGAACCACUGAAACCCAGCAGGUCUUCGAAGGAUUCACAAAAGAUAUUCACCAACCAGACCAAGUGUUGACUUCAAAGAGGAUCGUCCUGCUGGGGAAAACUGGAUGUGGGAAAAGCAACUUAGCUAACACCAUAUUUAAAGAGGCUGAAUUGUUCAACACAAAUGAUUCUCCCAACUCUGGAACAUUUAAAUGUCAGGCAGAAACCAGAACUGUCAGUGGAAGAAGCAUCACUUUGAUCGACACUCCUGGAGUUUUUGAUUCAGAAAGGUCUGAGGAGGACAUCAACUCUGAGGUAAUGGGGUGUAUCACAGAGUGUGCUCCUGGGCCUCAUGCUUUUUUCAUUGUGCUCAAAGUGGAUAGAUUCACUGAGCACGAGCAGGCUGUCAUCACUAAAAUUCUUCAGUAUUUCUCUGAAGAUGCUCUGAAGUAUGCUGUAAUUGUCUUCACUCAUGGUGAACAGCUCACUGAAGGAAAGACAAUUCAGGAUUUUGUCAGUCAGAAUAAGAAUCUGAGUGAUCUGGUGAAGAAGUGCGGCAGCAGGUGCCACGUCUUUGAUAAUAAAUACUGGAAGAACAAACAGCAGAAUAACUACAGGAGCAACCAGUUCCAGGUCGAGGAACUUUUGAACACAGUAGACAAGAUGGUGAUGGAAAACAGUGGAGGCUACUACACCAAUGAGAUGCUGCAAGAAGUGGAGGAAGAAAUAAAGAAAGAGGAAGAGCAGAUAAAACAGUCAUCAGGAAACAUGCCACAAGAAGUGAUCAGACAACAGGCUAAAGCUAAUGUCUCUGAUAGGUUUCUGAUCCAAAUGACAGGAUUUGCAACAGGGGCAUUGUUAGGAGCCUUUCUUGGUGUGCCGGCAAUGAUUAGAUCAACUUACACAACUAUGAGAACCUCUACAGAAUUGAUUAGACUAUUGAAAUACAUUCCAGCUGUAGGAAUGACAGCUGCAGCAGUAGUAGGAGGAGGAGAGGUAGCAAUAAUAGCUGCUGGAGCACUGGCAGGUGUGGCUCCAGCAGCAAGAGCAGGUGGUACUGUUGGACAAGAUGCAGCCAAGGCAGCAGACACAGCAUGGGGUGCAGCAAAGAUGGCAGCUAAAGCUGUCAUUAAUAAUACUAGAAGAACAACCUGAAAAUGUUUGUCACUUGAGUGGUUAUGUUACAGUUACCUACUGUAGUUACACAUGGCAACACCAGCAUUCAUUUGGAGUUCUUUAAUUAUUUGACAGUGAUUUUUUAGAUGCUGAACACUGAUCUCUUUUUCUAUAUUAAUACAUUGUUUAUUUGUUAUAAAUCUGUUUUUCUACAAUAAAAGCACUGAUUACUUCUCUCA